CACUGACAGGAGUUGCAGGCACCUUGUGUGGUCGCCCUUUCGACGCCGCGUGUAGUUCUGUUGGAGUUUGGUGGAAUACUGAGGUGUUGCUGUUCGGAUUAUAGUACGCAGAGAGACAUUGAAAUGCUGUAUUCCUCGCUGUCUUUUGCAAAUGUGCUGUACGUGUGCGUAACCUGUAAGCAAUACGAAUAGGCACCAAGAAAGGUUUUUCAAACGGGCAAACAGAAACUUGUUCCUUGCAGACACCUAACUAGUGUACAGAAUGUACUAAAAUUGCGACAGCCAAUAUAAAACUCAGUACACAUGCUCCCGAAACCUGGCACUGCUGGCAGUUCAUCUUAUAAGUCCUCUGCUGACCUAAAAAUUUCCGACUUCACAAACGCUUAGAAGUGAGCGGUUUUUGCACUUCUAUGCGGAUCGCAUCUGUUGUUGUCACGUGUAGACAAGUUCCGGGCACGCCUUCUAUACCCUCGAACGUGUCACCCUUGCACUCUGUCAUGUGCUUUCCUAUGGCAGCGAUAAUCACACGUCCCCAUUGCACAAGUAGAUCACGAUGCCACCAGUGGGCAAAAGGCUCCAAAGACCCAGACUGGACAGGCAGUUUCUGAGAAGAUUUUGUAACAUUCAGAAAAUACUUUUUCCAUCAUGGACGUCUCAAAAUGUGCUGAUGUUUGCAACUCUCCUUUUUGUUACUUUAUGUGAACAGAUGAUUAUUUACCAGGUGGGAAUAAUUCCAAGCAAGUUUUAUGGAGUCCUGGCUGACAAGGAUUUUACUGGCUUUAAGAACUUGACUCUGCUUGCUGUGCUCCUCAUUUUUAUGAAUUCAACUCUCAAAAGCAUGGACCAGUACAUUUCCAAUCUGAUGUAUGUCAGCUGGCGGAAGAGUCUAACCCAGUGUCUUCAUCGGCAUUAUUUUCAGGAUCGAGUUUACUACAUACUCAAUGUUCUGCACAAAGACAUUGAUAACCCAGACCAGAGAAUAAGUCAGGAUGUGGAACGCUUUUGCAAACAACUGAGCACGAUGGCUAGUAGGCUGAUCAUCUCACCCUUCACACUGGCAUACUAUACAUUUCAGUGUUUCUAUAGUUCAGGCUGGAUGGGUCCAGUUAGUAUUUUCUUCUAUUUUGUCAUUGGGACCAUUGUGAACAAGGUAUUGAUGGGACCAAUUGUGCACACAUUAGUACUUCAAGAAAAACUAGAGGGAGACUUCAGGUUUAAGCAUAUGCAGAUCCGGGUCAAUGCAGAAUCGGCAGCCUUUUACAGGGCUGGAAAAGUAGAACAUAUGAGGACCAACAGGCGGCUUGGAUCCCUCCUGGAAACGCAAAAAAAUCUAAUGACAAAAGAGCUUUGGCUGUGCAUUGGAGUGAAUACAUUUGAUUAUUUUGGAAGUAUUCUGAGUUACAUGGUUAUUGCUAUUCCAAUAUUUGCUGGGGUCUAUGAUGGCCUCACUCCUGGAGAGCUCAGCACUUUAAUUAGUAAGAAUGGUUUUGUCUCCAUCUACCUCAUUAACUGUUUCAGUCAACUGAUUGAUUUGUCUUCUACAGUAUCAGAUGUUGCUGGCUACACACACAGGAUUGGAGAGCUUCAUGAAACUAUGCAGAAACUUGAAAGGAAGCAUUAUGACUCAUCAGAAGGAGGCUAUGACUUAGAUAGUGACUUGGAGUUGCCAAACACUCCUGUAGACAUUGCUUUUAUCCUUCAGAAACUGUCAUACAAAUCCCCCUGCUCCGAUGAGCUGCUAGUAAAAGACCUGACUCUGAAAAUUGUCCAUGGAACCAACAUUCUGGUGGUGGGCAAUACGGGCACUGGGAAGACAUCCCUGUUGCGAGUUCUGAAUAAACUCUGGGACUGCACUAGUGGGUCUUUUCAGAUGCUGUCCUCUUUUGGACCUCAUGGAAUCUUAUUCCUGCCCCAGAAACCAUAUUUUACAGAUGGGACACUACGAGAACAGGUCAUAUAUCCAUUGAAGAAUGUAUAUCCUGUGUCAGGUUCCAUCGAUGAUGCAAGAAUUAUACGUUUUUUGGAGCUUGCUGGUGUGGGUAACCUUUUAAAAAGAACAGGAGGACUGGACCAAAUAGUUGACUGGAACUGGUAUGAUAUGCUUUCUCCAGGAGAAAUGCAGAGGCUGUCUUUUGCACGACUGUUUUAUCUGCAGCCCAGAUUUGCAGUCCUUGAUGAGGCAACGAGUGCUUUGACAGAGGAGGUAGAAGAGCACUUAUAUAGAACCUGUAUUCAGCUUGGAAUGACCUUAAUCAGUCUUGGCCACCGCAGCAGCCUGAAAAAGUUUCACGACUUGAUGUUGAAGCUCUGUGGUAAUGGAGAAUGGCAGCUUAAGAAAAUUGAAAAGGACUUAAGCUAACAUCUUUUCUAACAUCCUGCACUACCUGUUCAGAAAACUUUUGGAAACAACUGUGGUGUCUUUGAGGUGCCAUACUAUUUUUAAAACUCCUGCAGUGAUGUUUUCUACACAAAAGUUAUUCCAUGUUGAGCACAGCUUCAGUGCCACAUUUUAACUGAAAGAAAUGAAUGAUCUGUAACUUCAGGCUAGCCUGGAAAUUGAAGGUUGUGUAUACAGGUUUGCUCAGCACUGCAUAGUCAAGAAAAAUGUGACUGCUCAUGACAUUGCAGAAUACACUACAGUCUGUACAUACUGUCGGACAGCAAUCACACUUGAACAGUAAAGAAAUUUUUCUUUCAUUAACAGCUGUGCAUCAAAGAACAAGAUCUUAAGUGCAUUAAUCAUCUAGAAAUUCUGAGACUUUGUGAUAAACCAAAAGGAGAAGAAACAAGAAUAGAAUCCAAAGGGAAACUCAAAAUCCAGUAGCCCAAGUUUUAAUUUUAGACAUUUGGUAUUCUAAGAUAGCUUUUACUGGGUAAGUGAACAUUGUAAGGCCAUUUCUGUUGUUUCCCCGUGUAGUAAAGCUGAAUCUAAUGGGAGAUGUUUGGUGAUCUUUUAUACUUGAGGUGGCCAUCCUAACUGAGGCUGUUAACUGGGAGCCAUUGUCUGAGCUGAGCAUGGUGUGAUUCAGUGUAGCUGCCUAGUCUGGGCCCAAUUGCCCUGUAUCAUGAGUGUUUUUAAAAAAUUUUAAUAUACCAAAAACAUAAAGCAAACACAAUAUAUUUUGGUGAUGUGAACAUGUUCCAACAUGACUGAUCCAGAGAAUGUUUGGAAAACUGCAAUACCUGUAUUAACAUUUACCUCAUGGUUGUCUUGGAAUAGACAUGAGCGGAUCAAUGGAGUAAAUCAUGCACUGUUUAUUCUCAUCUCAUGUGUAGAAACAUAAGACAUCAGCAAUAGUAAUAUAUGCUUCUGAAGAGGGGCAGUCUCUCACAAAGCUUAUAUAGUUACAGCAAGUACACUAUGGGUGGGGGAACUUGUUUUAGUUUAUAGUAUAUGUUGAAAUUAAAGAAACACAGGCUGUCUGCUGAUUAUAUAGAGUAGACCUUUCAGGUAAAUUUUAAUAUUUUUAGUUAAAAAUAAAACCACCGUACAUUCUUUUUGUUCUGACCCCCAUUCCAUGUCUUUCCAUGCUGCACCUAUACACAUAUACGUAUAUUUAUUCAACAUGGUGCACAGUAUUGGAGCAUCCCUGGUCAUAAAUAAACAAUUUACAUUUGCUAGAUACAUUUGGAAUACAAGUUGCCAACAACUACUGAAUUCAGUGUUAAAUUUAGGGAUAUGAUAAUCUUUUUAUUCAAUUAGCAUUUGAUUCAGCUGAGGCUUAUUUUUUUAAGCCCGGCAAUGAAACGGGAUGUUACUUUCAUUUAAUGAUGUCUCACAGGACCUGCACAGAUAAUGGCCUCAUCUUUGUUACCUCAUAAUGACAAAUCCUACUCAUUAAUUAGCUCUAUUGCUGAUUUAGUGCCAAGAUUUCCUCUCUAUAAUUUGGCAAGAGCAAUAUGAUAGAACUCCACUGUGUCAUUUGCUGGAGCAUCUUUGAGGAGAUUUUUUUCAUAAUGUUGAAAAAUGUAGCAUUUUUAAACUUUAUCCUUUUAUACACUUUCCCUUGAAGCAUUUACAAAAACAUUUUCUACAUUGUAAAACUUGACCUACUGUGGAUUUGUUUUUCAUAAAACAUACAUUUGCACUCAAACAAAGGAAAAUUCAAACAAUUAUAAGAAAAAGGAGUGCUUAAAUAAUUUAAUAAUUUGUUUUAUUUUGAGUAGAAGAUUAAUAUGGUAACUUUAUAAAACAAAGUAUUGACAUUUGGGAGCAAAUGAAGGAAAUAAUAGAAUAACUUCCAAGUCAUUAAUACUGUAUUAAAACUGAAACCUUGAAUCAUGAGUAAACUUACAUAUUUAGUUGUAGCUGUGAUUUAGUUAUUAUUUUACCAGCCCAUUAUCAUGAAAAAUACAAUUGGCAGUCCCUUAGUUAUUUAGAAUUUAGGGCUACCCUCUAAGACUUUAAAGAUCCUGAAGCCUAGAAUCCAGUUAUUUUAUCUGUUUUCUGUAAUAUUUGAAUCGUUUGAGGCCUGAAAUUGCAGACCUUGGAAACUUCUGUUCUCCAUAAAGAUGAUAUUAAGCUCUUCAGGGAUUCUCUAAUGGUGCAGAAGUCUAUAACCUUAAGACUUUAAGUGCCUUUGUAUUUUGUAAACAAUAGAAUCCAAAAUUUUUCUGCAGGUAUUCUGACAUGGUGGAAGAUUCUGUUAUCUUCAUGAUAUAGAGUCGAUAUACUACAGCAGGAACCUUUGUCUUCAUUCAGAGAUUGAGCGUUUGUGGACCCAGAUGAUUUGAACUAUAGUUGAGGUUGUCUCCAUUUAAGUACCAGUUCUUGAACCUUCAAAAGUAUUUGUAUACCAUGAGGUCUAAAAUCUUUAUUCUUUGUAAACUGGAAACUUCAAAAUCCUAUUCAUCCUGGACAACUAAAGUAGAAAUUGCCUUUGUAAAAUCUGGGAUUGGACGUUUAGGUAGACUCUGCAGUCAUCUAGCAAUUUUAGUUAUAAACUGUAGUAGCCAAUGAAGUGCUGACUAGAAGUUUUUUGCUCUUCAUGUAAAAUUUCCAGAGACAUCUGUAAUCUGUGUUUUAAACCUUGAGCACUAGAAAUCAAUACAGUGAUUCUACUUAAACUAUCAUUUUGUAUUUAGAAGGUUAGUGAAUUCUCCUUACUGUGUUCCAUCUUACAACAAAGUUUUCAACUUCUUGCAAUUGUCCAAGACUCUUUCUAUUCUUGAUUUUCCUUCCCUGGUCUUCUGCUCACCAAUACACUACUGUUUAUAUAUUUAUAGUUAGAAAGCAUACAAUAUCUUUUUUGUUUGUGCCAGGAGCUGGGCAAAUCUGAUUCUGGCAGGU
Messenger RNA from Erpetoichthys calabaricus (reedfish), 5290 nucleotides. RefSeq names its product ATP-binding cassette, sub-family D (ALD), member 4 (gene abcd4). The transcript has 19 exons. The coding region runs from base 554 to 2359 and encodes 601 amino acids. Lineage: Eukaryota; Metazoa; Chordata; Cladistia; Polypteriformes; Polypteridae. Gene Ontology annotation, cellular component: peroxisomal membrane. The record is from RefSeq and is a predicted model, not a curated record. Gene Ontology annotation, molecular function: ATP hydrolysis activity; ABC-type transporter activity; ATP binding. Gene Ontology annotation, biological process: fatty acid beta-oxidation; peroxisome organization; long-chain fatty acid import into peroxisome.